Arabidopsis arenosa is the source of this 721-nucleotide messenger RNA. Lineage: Eukaryota; Viridiplantae; Streptophyta; Magnoliopsida; Brassicales; Brassicaceae. The record is from the annotation of a GenBank genome assembly.
GAAUCUUGUUAUCGUUGAAGAAACUCAAUUACAGUUUCUGUUUCUUCCUGAAUAUGGCAGCAAUAGCAGGAGGGUCAUUUGGAGUCCCAAGCUCUCGUAUCUCUAUAACCACUCCAACUCUCUCUUCCUCUUCUUUGCUUCCACCACUAACAUUGCAAUCAGGUAACAAAAAGGACAACCAAUUACGGUGUGCCGUGCAAGAGUCUUCCACUUCUGCUGUCACUACUGAGAAGAAAGACAACGAAGACAAAAAUGAGUCAACAGUGGCGAUUCCGGCAAAGAAACCUAAGCCCGCAGCUGCGAAAGCAGCUGUAGUGGCGAAACCGCUGAGACAAAUGAUGGAAGAAGACGUGAUUCCUCCUUUAAAAGCCAUUCUUGAAUCUCAAGACGAUAUCUCUGAGAUCGAUUUAUCUUACCAAGACGAUAAGUUGGAAGGUUAUUUCUUGAAGAAAAGUAUUCCAUAUUCCUUUUGGGCCUUCUUCCCUACUGGAAACCUUACAGGAGCAAAAGGAUUUUCAAUUUCCUCACACGGGUCAGGUCCGAGCACCGUGGAGCCCUUUCUAGUCGACGAGAGGAAACCAACCGCAAACCACGUUGUGUUUUGGGUCGAGAAGCGUCUUGCUGCACAAGGGAUUAUCCCUGUUUGGAACCAGUGAGGUUUUUAUUCACUUGUAAUUAUUACAUUUAUAUACCAAAAAUUGAAGAAAACUUAAAAAUCCUU